AUGCAUUACUAAAAGAGAGACACAUAUGAAAAGGAAAUGAAUAAUUUUAAUUUGGUAAAAAAAUAGGACUUCGAAUAGAAGGACUUUUACGAGAAAUGUAAUAAUAACUAGUUAGUGCUUUGUGAAUUAAAAUAAUUUGAGAAUAUUCAGAAAUCAUAUAGGGCUGAUCUAAAGCUUAAAGAAUCUGACUACUAUUCCUCCUUUACAUUUUUCAAUUCUGUUACUAUAUUAUAAUAGAAUAUGAGUAACCUAAACUAAAUUUUUGAAUAAAGAGAUGAUGAUUUAUACAGUGUUUGGCUCUGGGAAUAAGGCUUAGAGAAACUAGUGAUAGUUGAUGAUCAAAUACCAUGUAAAUUGAGUGGGAAUUAUCCUCAUUUGGCAACAAUUGUUUCAGAAUACCAAUGGCCUUUAAUUUUGGAGAAAGCAAUAGGAAAAAUGUUAGGUUUUUAAUAUAACUCGUUUAAGGCUUUAAAGAAUGAUUCAAUUGAAUUCUAUUUACAAGUAAUCUUCUUAAAAUUAUCAAAUUAGAUGAUAACUGGAUAAUUGAUAUAUGAAUAAUAGUUUCAAUCGUUUGAAGAUUUAAAGAGAAAAAUGAAAGACAAAUCAAAUAUUUUAUUCGUCAAAUAUUAGUAAGAUUCUAAGACCAUAGCCUCUGUAAUUGCUAUACCUACAAGUGAGGGUUAAGACUAAUUAAAACUGAUUAAAUUGAUUGCUCCAAAUUCGGAAUCUAUUUAUUUUUAAGGUAUUCUUAAAAUGUUAGGCUGUAGGCAGGUAAAAAGUUGAUUCUCUUUGUUAUUUAAGUUGGGAGGAGUUUAAUAAGAAUUUUCAAAGUGUUCAUGUUUUAACAUGGAAGGAUGAUUACAGAGUAACUGCAAUCUCUUUAGAGAACCCAAUUAAGAGAACAACUGACAUCAUUGAGCACACUUAUUGUUACAAAUUUACAAUAGAAAAUUAGGGCGACUAUUAGUGCACAUUAUGGUAGAAAGAUUUUGUAAUCGAGGAGAAUGAGAUAAUAAUAAGGAGUCAAAAUGAAAAAAAAUAAAUCGGUUUACUCAGAAUGUUACUGUUUUAGAAAUUGGAGUCUAAUUAAUAUUAAUUCAUUGAUGGAUGUUGUGACUUUUAAUGCAACAUUUCUAUAAAUCCAUUCCUUGAAAAGGGUGAAUACUUAAUCCUUUGUCAAGCAUACUUUAAUAAUUUUGAAAAGGAUUCUUAAAAUCCAUAAUAACAAUGUUUUGAUCUAAAUUUCUCAAUUAAAGGAGUAAUUGCGCCUCCAAAUAUAUAUCCUGAUGAUUAAUUUGAAUAACAAAAGAUAAAUCUAAUUAAAACCUUAAUAUAACAUACAUUAUCCCAGGGUAAAAAAAGAUCUGUUAUUUCCAAUCAUUAAUAACAAACAAGUGUGAUUACCAACCAAAUAUAUGGAUUUCUGUACUUCUAUUAUGAAAAUAGAGGGAAAAUUGAUAUUUAGGAAUAAAUAGAAUUUAAGGAAUUAGGAUACUUAAUCCGGUAUGAUUCAUUAAAAAAGGAGAACCAAGUUUUGGUAGAAGUCAAUAAAAAUUGCUUUUAAAUUCUGUUGUUUACUUUAGAUCCAGAAAUUAUCAAGAAAUCAGGGAACACAAGUUUUCAAUACAAAUAUUCACAUGCCAUAGCAGAUAGCUGUAAGCUCCAGAUUGAAAAGUAGAACAUAUUGUUUCAAAUUAAAGCAGAUGAAAAAACAAGGAAGAUAGAGUGUGAUAAGAUUAUUGCAUAUGUAACUCCACAUCACUCAGGUAUAUAUUAAAUUAUAAUAAGGAAUUAUUAUAUAGGUUGAAAAUAAUAAUCUUGAAUAGGAUGCAUAAGUAGAAUUAAAAUUCACUGAAUUGACGAAUCUCACGAUAGAAGAAAGUUCUCAAUUUAAAGUUGUUGGUUCUUCAAUCCAUUUCUCUAUUCAAAAAAAAACUGAAGAGUAAUUAUAUUUUGAUAUAGCUGUACCAGAACAGUAUUAUGGCUGUAAGGUGGAUAUGGAAAUCACUAUAUUAUAGUGA
Messenger RNA from Paramecium octaurelia, 2021 nucleotides. Lineage: Eukaryota; Ciliophora; Oligohymenophorea; Peniculida; Parameciidae. The record is from the annotation of a GenBank genome assembly.